Messenger RNA from Tricharina praecox, 2434 nucleotides. RefSeq names its product ATP-dependent DNA helicase-like protein recQ. Gene Ontology annotation, cellular component: chromosome; nucleus; cytoplasm. The record is from RefSeq and is a predicted model, not a curated record. Gene Ontology annotation, molecular function: four-way junction helicase activity; 3'-5' DNA helicase activity; nucleic acid binding. Gene Ontology annotation, biological process: double-strand break repair via homologous recombination. Lineage: Eukaryota; Fungi; Ascomycota; Pezizomycetes; Pezizales; Pyronemataceae. The transcript is spliced from 6 exons. The coding region runs from base 62 to 2215 and encodes 717 amino acids.
CGUCACCACGUCGUCCCGUCAUACCCUCACGACCUCAACCCGCCAGUUCCCCACCACGAAAAUGUCCUCCACCUGCAAGCGCAGCGAAUCCAGCACUCACAAACCGAAGCGAGUAAAAGCGGAAACCGGCGCCUCGACACCCCGCGAGCUCAUCGUGCUCCAGAAGCUGCCGCCGCUGGAGAUCGCGCCGCCCGCCGAGCUCCAGAGUCCGGUCGUUAUCGAUCCGCGAGCUACGGAGAUCGCGCGGCGGAUCCUCAGCGAUGUGUGGGGAUACCCGGCGUUCAGACUCGAGCAGGAGGCGGCGAUUACAAGGCUCAUAUGUGGCGGGAGUGCGGCCGUCGUGUUUCCUACUGGUGGAGGGAAGAGCUUGGUAUAUCAGGUCUCCGCGCUGGCGUUUGAUCUGUUCGAUGAGAUCUGUGGAAGGAAACCCGGGAGGGGUGUCACGCUGGUUGUCAGUCCGUUGAUCGCGUUGAUGAAGGACCAAACCGAAGCGUUGAAGAAGCGGGGGGUUAAGGCCGCUGCGCUCGAUAGUUCCCAGGACAGGCACAGCGUGCUGAAUACCUACGAUAUGUUGCGUUCGGGGGAGUUGAAGCUACUUUAUGUUGCGCCGGAACGACUCAAUAACGAGGCAUUCGUCGAGACGAUCAAGGAGGUUAAGAUCCGCAUGGUGGCCGUGGACGAGGCCCACUGUGUUUCUGAAUGGGGGCAGUCGUUUCGUCCCGAUUACUUGAAGGUUGCGCGGUUCGCGAAGGAAGUCAAUGCCGAGCGCGUGCUCUGCCUGACGGCGACGGCUGCGCCGAAGGUUGCCAAUGAUAUCCUCGUGGCAUUCGACAUCGCGCAGGAGGGUCUUUUUAAAACUCCCACGUUUCGUCCGAAUCUCCAUCUCAAUGCGAUGGCUGUUGAAUCUCAGGUCAAAAAGAAGACCCUUCUCUCUGAGUUUCUCAAGGCCAACCCAGGGCCAUCGAUCAUCUAUGUCACGACCCAUGCUGAAGCACAAAUGGUGUCCGACUUUCUGGUGAAGCAAGGAUUUACUGCUGCUGCAUACCAUGCAGGACUUGCUACUGACAUACGUACCAAGAUCCAGGACCGUUUCAUGGCAUCGAAAGACAUGAUUAUUGCGGCAACGAUUGCUUUCGGUAUGGGCGUUGACAAGGCGGACAUUCGCAAUAUUGUCCACUUUACGGUCCCCAAAUCCCUGGAGGGCUACAGUCAGGAGAUAGGCCGUGCCGGAAGAGAUGGUCUUCGCGCCAACUGCAUGUUGUAUCUCACCGUCUCCGACAUUCGGCAGCACGAAUCCUUCUCUCGAGCCGACGUCCCUUCGCUCGCAAGUGUCACCGGGUGCCUCAAAGCCUUUUUCGGGGAGUUCCCACACGCCGAGCAAGACCACGUCGUGGAAGCGAACAUGUACAGCCUCGGAAAGGAUUGGGACAUCCGCCCCGGCACUCUCACCCUGCUCUUCGCCCAGCUGGAGAUCCGCUUCGGCAUCCUCCGAGCCAUCACUCCCAAAUACUCGGCCUACUCAUACACCCCCAAUGCGCGCUUCUCAUCACUCGUCGACGCAUCCGACUUCAUAUCGAAAGCGAUCGUUACCACCACGCGGAAAGCCAAAAGCCUCAGCCACAUCGACGUGGACGCGACGGCGGAGCAGUACAACACGCAGCGCGAGCAGAUCAUCCGCAAGCUGCAGACGUGGUCCGAGCUAGGCGCGAUCGAUCUCAAGCCGUCGGGGGUGAUCAACCGCUUCCGCGUGCUCAAGGCGCUGCCCACCGGCGAGGAGAUCGCACGCCUUGCGCGAGAAACGCACCAGCAGAUGGAGCUCAAGGAGCGCGAGAACAUUGAGCGCGUCAGGGCCGUCGUCGAGCUGCUCGCGGGAUACGAGUGCUACGCUGUCGCCCUGGCUGACCACUUUGGCGACGAGCUGGAUGAGGCCUGCGGUGCCUGCGGAUUCUGUGUCACCGCCACCCCCGUCGAGUUCGAGUGGCCCGGAAAGGAGGAUGAGGCCACAGAGGUCGAUAUGGUCAAGAUUCGUGCGGUGCUGAAGGCUGUCGGUCAGGAUAAUUGGGACGAUCUGAGGUUCCUGGCCCGUGUCGCGUGGGGCAUCACCAGUCCGAGAAGUACGAGGUUGAAGGUCGCGAAGACCCCGGCUUGGGGCUGCUGCGAGGGCGUCAGCUUUGAGAAGCUGGUUAAGGCGUUUGGCGUUGCGGUUGCGGUUUGAGCGGGGUUUCUUGCUUGGGUUAUAGGUAGGUGUUUCUGCAUGACUACUAUAUAGUACAGGGGCGCAAAAUGAACGAUGGGACAACCGCGAGCUACGUACCGACCGUGAAUAGCCCCCAAACAAUAUCAUAAGAGCUCACGGAUCGUCUGGAAGUUUGAUUGCCUGUUUACGAUGCAGCGAGUUAGGUUUUAGGUUUACACCCGGCCGCCCAAAUGUCCG